AGUUGGCUGGAAAGUUUCGACUGGAUAACAAAUCAGUUUAUAACCGUUUAUAUUGUUUUAGUUUAAGGAUUGUUAUUUUGGAUGAUAUAAUUUAAUUGGGUCAUAGAAUUCAAAGAGUUAUAGAAACAGCAUGUCUGCCAUGCAAGUUGUGGUGCUGUCACUACUGUUGAUUUGCUUGCUAACAGUUAUCGUAUCUGGCAGCAAAGUUCGAAACAGGCACCAACAACGUCAUAAAAAUCGAAGCAACGACGUCGGGCGAACAAAUUCUACUACACCAAAUUUGGACAGAUCUUCGGAAGAGUUUGACGUCACUGCCAGUGACGUCAGAAAUGCGGGUUCCACCUUCACAAAAAAGAGGCACAGGAAAGUCAAAAGGAAGAAGUUGAAUAAGAAAGAAGCUCGACACCGCGCUAGUGAGAGUGCAUGGCAUUAUUGUGCUGAUGGAAAAUAUCCGCAAGAGGUGAAGCUGUCAACUGAAAAUCAUGGAGUUAUGUGCGGGAAGGAAUACCCGACUCUAUCCUGCUGUUCACAACACGAUCUAACGAUGGAAUUAUUUGGAGCACGAUUAGUGGAGAACAUUCCAGAAGUAAACUGCGCAAAACUCCUAAUGAAGUUACGCUGUGCUCAUUGCUCACCAAGAAGCUGGUGGUUGUUUCAUGCCCCUGACAAGAUGACACCACCUCAUAAGCGCAUGGUGCCGAUCCUCUGCCCAAAGUUCUGCCGUCAGUUUCAUCAAGCUUGUAGAGAAACCGUUGCAGGUUUACAGAUGGAGAACUACUGCGACUAUCACACAACCGAUGAAGAAGGUCCUUGCUUCCCAGAUUACGAGGUUAGAAGAGGAACAAUCGAUUAAAUAAAACAUUCUGCGGUGUAUUCGUUUCACAAAAUGCACAGUUUUUCAGUUUCGUUUCUUUGAAGAGUCCAUUGUAAAUAGAAUUUCUUUUUCACAUGUAAAUUGUGUCUUCGUAUAAAUCAACAUCAUCCACGUCUUUAUCAAUCUCAGCUUGCAGCAGCCAAUCAACAUCGUCCUCUUCCUGGCCACGCCCACCGGUACUUGGUUUUGGCUGACGUCGCUUUUUUGACCUGAAAUAUUAUGUUUAAAUUGAAUAUUAUUGAAUUAAAUUCCCAAUUACUUAAACUUUUUUUUGACGAGCGGUUUUCUUUCAGAACUUGGCGCAGUUUUCUUGCUGUUCAGCAGUUUUCUUUUCUGCUGUACUCUUUUCUUCCAACUUUAUGUCCAUAAUAAACAAAACAGUGUUAGUA
Ciona intestinalis (vase tunicate) is the source of this 1263-nucleotide messenger RNA. Its product is annotated as hedgehog-interacting protein-like. NCBI's taxonomy places the organism in Eukaryota, Metazoa, Chordata, Ascidiacea, Phlebobranchia, Cionidae. The record is from RefSeq and is a predicted model, not a curated record.